UUUUCUUUCAUCCAAAUAUCCAUUGACAAUAUCUAAUUAUCUUUAUCAUUCAUCAAUGGAACACGAUAAUUUGAGGGAAAACCCCAAACCCUAGAUAUUUUUCUUCCUUAUUUUUUUCGAUCCUAAUAAUUAAUGCCAUUUAUACAAUGCCUAAUUCUUGAAGGGUUAUCGGUUGCGAGCUCGGAUUUCUCCUACCUUCCUUCAGAUCGAAUCUUUUAAGAUUUGGAUAUAAUCUAUGCGAGGAAUCUCAAGCUAAAGGAUUAUGCUACCUUUGGAGUGAAUAUACAAUGUCUGAGUACCAUCAUCCUCUGUAGCUAGUAGUUCUGAUAAUUUGUUUCUAAUACCAGCAAGAGCAGAUACUAGGUUUGCUGCUUGGGUUUUUCUUUUUCCCGAGGGGGGUUCGAAGAGCAUCGGAGCACAAUGCCUUCGGUGCCCGCUAAAUUUCCUAUUGUCCCUUCCAUAUUGUUGGCUCCUUCUUUGCGUAGUUUUUUAUGUUCCCAUCGUCUUAAACAUCUUGAAAAAAGUGAUCGGCGUGGUAAUCUUAGUUAACAUUAGGCAUUAGCUAUUUUUCGCUUAAUUUUCACUAAAUUGUCCACCUCUUGUGUUACUUUCCUUGCUUUUCCUCUUAUUCUUGCUCACACCUUGUAGAGAGAACUCAGGAAUUGCUCAAUAGGAGAAGUAGUUGAUCUGCAUUCUAGUCAUUUAAUAGGCUUUGAAGACAUUUGUAUUGACUUCUACUGCGGGUGCAACUCUGUGAUUUGUUUGCUCUACAAGUUUUGAGUCUCCAACUCUCUGUGGCUCUUAUUUGAUGGACGGUCUUCAUGUGGAUGGUAGCGGUACUGGUGAACAUGUGCGGUCUUCUGCCGUGAAUAAGCAGCUUGCCUGCAGUGUCACAGGAGUAGACAUACUAAUACAUGAACUUGGAAAUGCAUUUCAUGAUACUCUACAAGUGAAAGAUAAGAACCUGGAAAUGGGCAACAAUUCACCUUCAGAUGAUGUUAGUAGCAGUGUGGAGGAUGAAGGCACAGGAUCAGGUGACUGUGACUUAGAUCUGGAAGGCUCUAUUGCAACAUCUAAUAAGUGCCUGCAUAAGUGUGCAACCUUUCCUACUGCUGUUAAUAAGGAAGCGACUUUUGAAUCUGAGUUGGAAAAUAAGUCAUGUAUGCGCUCACUGUCUCUUCCAAGUGAAAGCAAGCUUGUCUCUGCCAUGAAGGGUACUCGUGAAAAGGAAGGUGUUCCUCCAAGGAAGCUGAGUGUAUCUUGGGCACCUGAUGUAUAUGAUCCUCCACCAACUUCCGUAUCCCACUAUCCAAGGAAAAAGAGUCAGCAACAAUAUAAGAGCAGUAAGAAACAUGGCAAGGGAAAACAGAAAGGGAAAAAAGAGCGUGGGGGCGGAAGUGGGUCGAAAGAUAAGAAGCAUUACCGGAAGAUGGUCGCAAGAUCUGACAGGUGCAUAGAUUCCUUUGAAGAUACCAAUAGGAUGCUAUCGUCGAAUAACUACAAACCAUCUCUAGGUUUGCUGGAUUUUGAUGAUGGUAUUGAUAUCGGCAGCCCUGAUGCCAACUGUGGAAGUAGCUUUCUAGGACAAGCUGGUGGUACCAUGCACUGUGUUUGCUGAGGAUAUUUGCUACCAAUUCGUAUUUACUUUUGCUGUAAAUAAAUAAGGAUGGAGACAUUUUCAAGGCUUUGUGUUUGCUUUUGUGUUUUGCUAGUAAGUUGUUUUCUUCUCCCUAAGACCUCCACGAUUGAACCGUGUGUUUGUUAGUUUGUUGACUGACAUUUUACUAAGUGUGUUUUUUUGUCAA
Messenger RNA from Beta vulgaris subsp. vulgaris (sugar beet), 1805 nucleotides. RefSeq lists its product as hypothetical. The record is from RefSeq and is a predicted model, not a curated record. The transcript has 2 exons. Bases 809 to 1618 code for a protein of 269 amino acids. NCBI's taxonomy places the organism in Eukaryota, Viridiplantae, Streptophyta, Magnoliopsida, Caryophyllales, Amaranthaceae.